Puccinia triticina is the source of this 1629-nucleotide messenger RNA. RefSeq lists its product as uncharacterized. Gene Ontology annotation, cellular component: mitochondrion. The transcript is spliced from 4 exons. Lineage: Eukaryota; Fungi; Basidiomycota; Pucciniomycetes; Pucciniales; Pucciniaceae. Gene Ontology annotation, biological process: ubiquinone biosynthetic process. Bases 1 to 1629 code for a protein of 542 amino acids. The record is from RefSeq and is a predicted model, not a curated record.
AUGUCCGGGACCUGUCCGGCCUGGGACUGUCAGGCUCCGGCUGCUGUGGCCGGCCACAGUGCCGAGCAAAUGGACGGGCGCCUCCUCGCACGCGGACCCCGACGCUGGCGGCCACGGCCACCCCACUCGGACCGAAGGACGACUGCAUGGCCGCGAUCUCUUAGCAGCGACCCCCCCAGCAGUAAGCCGAUCCGGGUGGCGAUCUGUGGCGCAGGCCCGGCGGGAUUCUACGCCGCCAAGCGCCUCUUCGCGCUCGACCAACACGCCAACCCUGCCCGUCCUCUGGCCAUCGAUCUCUUCGAAGCCCUCCCGACGCCAUUCGGGCUCAGCAGAUACGGCGUCGCACCCGACCAUCCCGAAGUCAAGAACUGCGAGUCCAAGUUCGAGCAGGUCGCCCGCCAUCCCAGGUUGCGAUACUUCGGGAACACGGCCGUGCUGGGCGACGGCCAGCCGCCGCCGUCGGGCCCGCAAGCCUCCGUGCGUCUCACGAGUCUGCGGCAGCAGUACGACGGGGUUCUGCUCGCGUAUGGGGCGGGAGAAGACCGGACGUUGGGCGGGCUUCCCGGGGAGACUACCUUGGCAAACAUCCUGCCGGCGCGCGCGGCGGUGGACUGGUACAAUGGAUACCCUCGCACCGCUGCGACAGCGGGGGAGCGGCGCAAGUUUGUCGAUCUCAGCCAGGUGGAGCGGGUGACGAUUAUCGGGAUGGGCAAUGUGGCGCUGGACAUCGCGCGGAUCCUGCUGACGGAUGUGGAUGUGCUGGCGAAGACGGACAUGGACGAGGCCGCGCUGAGCGAGCUUUCCCGGAGCCGGGUCAGGCACGUCGAGAUCGUCGGCCGACGGGGCCCGCUCCAGGCCGCCUUCACCACCCGCGAGCUGCGCGAGCUCGCCGGGCUUCCCGGGCUCGCCCUCGACAUCGACCAGCCCCUGCUCGCCGACGCGGCCGCCCGGAUCGCCCCGCCCGGCGUGCUCGGCCGGAUGCCCAACGGCCGGCUCGCCAAGCGGCUCCUCGACGUCAUGAUCAAGGCCUCCCAGCCGUCCUCCCUCCGCCCCACACGCUCCUCAUGUGCCCUCCGCUUCCUGCACACCCCGCUCGCCUUCCAUGGCGCCCAGCCCUCAGACACCGCUGCGCCCGCAAGAGUCGCCGCGGUCGACUGGAUCCGCAACACGCUCGAAUACCCCGCCGACGCCUCCCGACCGGUCGACCAUGCCGCGCUGAAGGCCGUCCCCCUCCGGCCCCUGACCAUCCACGCCUCGGCCACCGACCUCGUCCUCAAGAGUCUCGGCUCCGUCCCGCAUCUCGUCCCGCCCCUCACACACGACGCUUGGCGAAGUCGGGCAAAGAACGAGCAAGGGCGCGCGCUCGACGCAGCUAACCAGUCCAUCCCAGGACUGUAUGUGACCGGAUGGCUGGCGACGGGGUCCAAGGGCGUGAUCGGCGACACGAUGACGGGCGCUUACGACCGAGACGACGCCGAGCCCGCGCUGGAUAACAAGCAGUUCUGCGUCGACUGGCACGCUUGGACCGUCAUCGACCAAGCCGAACGCCACAGCGGCAAACUCGCUGGAAGACCGCGCGUCAAGCUCUCCUCCGUCCACGACAUGUUGGCUGUUGCUGGUCUCCUUUAA